Molecule: messenger RNA, 2238 nt
Organism: Ricinus communis (castor bean)
Lineage: Eukaryota; Viridiplantae; Streptophyta; Magnoliopsida; Malpighiales; Euphorbiaceae
Product: asparagine synthetase [glutamine-hydrolyzing] 1
Exons: 13
Coding region: 223-1998 (591 amino acids)
Cellular component (GO): cytosol
Molecular function (GO): asparagine synthase (glutamine-hydrolyzing) activity
Source: RefSeq, a predicted model, not a curated record
AGGAGACAUACCCAUUCAACAGAAGAACUAGCGUCUCUACGUGUUCUCUGCUCCUAUAAACCUUCCUCUUAUUCCUCUUUCUCUCUCUUUCUCUCUUCUUAUUUCGAUCUUUUUCUAUCUUUUAAUCUCUUCUGAUAACUGUUUUAAUUGUUUCAGAUAAUUGUAAUUAGUGUUAUUAUUAUUAUCUAUUUACUAUAAUAAAUAUUUGUGAUAAGAAUAAUAAUGUGUGGGAUACUUGCUGUUCUGGGUUGCUCUGAUGAUUCCCAAGCCAAAAGGGUUCGAGUUCUUGAGCUCUCUCGCAGAUUGAAGCACCGUGGCCCAGACUGGAGUGGUCUAUAUCAGCACGGAGACUCUUACUUGGCACAUCAACGUCUUGCUAUCAUAGAUCCCGCCUCUGGUGAUCAGCCCCUUUAUAAUGAAGACAAAGCCAUUGUUGUCACUGUGAAUGGGGAGAUUUACAAUCAUGAAGAGCUGAGGAAGAAAUUGAGCCAUCACAAGUUCCGGACGGGAAGUGAUUGUGAUGUGAUUGCCCAUCUGUACGAGGAAUAUGGUGAAGAUUUUGUAGACAUGUUGGAUGGAAUGUUUUCUUUUGUGCUUCUUGAUACACGAGACAAUAGUUUCAUUGUUGCUCGUGAUGCCAUUGGAAUCACCUCCCUCUAUAUUGGCUGGGGCCUUGAUGGUUCUAUUUGGAUAUCGUCUGAACUGAAGGGGCUGAAUGAUGAUUGUGAACAUUUUGAGUGCUUUCCACCUGGUCAUUUGUACUCGAGCAAGUCAGGUGGAUUAAGGCGAUGGUAUAAUCCCCCAUGGUUCUCGGAAGCAAUUCCAUCAACUCCGUAUGACCCACUUGCUCUAAGACGAGCAUUUGAAAAUGCUGUGAUUAAAAGGCUUAUGACCGAUGUGCCUUUUGGAGUUCUGUUAUCCGGGGGCUUGGAUUCAUCAUUGGUUGCCUCUAUCACUGCUCGCCACUUGGCCGACACAAAAGCUGCCAAGCAAUGGGGAGCUCAGCUCCAUUCUUUCUGUGUUGGCCUAGAGGGUUCACCUGAUUUGAAGGCUGCAAAAGAAGUAGCAGAUUAUUUGGGUACUGUUCACCAUGAAUUUCACUUCACUGUUCAGGAUGGUAUUGAUGCUAUUGAAGAUGUCAUUUACCAUAUUGAAACAUAUGAUGUUACAACUAUCAGAGCAAGCACUCCUAUGUUCCUUAUGGCAAGGAAGAUCAAGGCACUUGGAGUCAAGAUGGUCAUUUCUGGUGAAGGCUCUGAUGAGAUCUUUGGUGGGUAUCUGUACUUUCAUAAGGCACCUAAUAAGGAAGAGUUUCACCGUGAAACAUGUCACAAGAUAAAGGCUCUUCAUCAGUAUGACUGCUUAAGAGCUAACAAGGCAACAUCAGCAUGGGGUUUGGAAGCUCGAAUCCCUUUCUUAGAUAAGGAAUUUAUUAAUGUUGCUAUGGCUAUUGGUCCUGAGUCGAAAAUGAUUAAGCCAGAGGAAGGACGCAUUGAAAAAUGGGUUCUUAGAAGAGCUUUUGAUGAUGAGGAGCAUCCUUAUCUGCCGAAGCAUAUCUUGUACAGACAGAAAGAGCAAUUUAGUGAUGGUGUUGGCUAUAGCUGGAUUGAUGGCCUCAAAGCUCAUGCUGCAGAACAUGUGACUGAUAAGAUGAUACAAAAUGCUGAGCACAUCUUCACUCAUAAUACCCCUACUACCAAGGAAGCAUAUUACUACAGAAUGAUUUUUGAAAGGUUCUUCCCACAGAACUCAGCCAGGCUGACUGUUCCCGGGGGAGCAAGUAUAGCAUGCAGCACUGCCAAAGCUGUUGAAUGGGAUGCUGCAUGGUCAGAUAAUCUUGAUCCUUCUGGCAGGGCUGCAUUAGGCGUCCAUCUUUCAGCUUAUGGAAAACAGGCAGCAGCUGCUGUUGCAAGUGCAGGAAUGGUGCCGCCAAAGAUCAUUGAUAGUAUGCCAAGGAUGAUGGAGGUUAGCCCUCCUGGUCUCACAAUCUCAAGCUAGCGAUUGGUGAAGGCCUAAAAAAUGCAGCUGUAGCAGUGUAGUGCACUUGAAAUUUAGUCUGUGAUGUAUAAAGCCUGUAGUUUAUAUGUAGAAGUAAACCCCAAAAAAAAGGUGCCAGCCUAAUAUGGUGGUUUGAAAAUCCAGUGUUUUCCAUUGCCUUGUAUUAAAACAAGGCCUUGCAGUGUGCUAUCUCUAUCCUGUAUUGUUAUCAAGCGAUAAUGCAAGCUUUCCUUUGGUUUC